AAACUACCCCAGUCUGCGCUCCGCUAAAUUACAGGCACAGCUCACAGCCACUGUCGGAAUGUUUUACAAAUUCUAGCGUUCCAAUGAGAGUAUGGUGGAAUAGCAUCACUUUACGAGUUGGAAGAAGAGCUUCAAUUGUUUGAUAGUGUCUGUAGCAUGAUAUUUCUCACCUGGAAUCGCGCAAAUCCGAGAUAACGAAAAUGUCACAACAACGGGUCGUCCAACUGUCGACCGCCUCGCUCGCGCUGGUCUUCGGCAAGGACGAGGAGAGCUCGAGAGCCACCGGUGGAGAGAAAUACAAGGCUGCAAGCGGCCAGGAGAUUUUUGCCGAUUUUAAAGCGCAAAAUCUGCGCAGUUUUUGGAAUAAAAGACUUGUGAAAGCUAUAGCUGAAGUUUAUUUCCAAGGAUGGAUGGAGAAUUUGGUCCUGUUCGUCCAUGGGAAUGCCAACAACCUCGAGGUGCUGAGGGAAGCUUGGAUGCGCCGAGCGCUGAGGUCACCCAAAGGGUUUGUCAUCAAAGCAGUCGGUGACCUGUCCCCAGUGCAGAUGUCUCCAGUGGCCCAGUCUCAGUUCCUCCCUCUAGCCGAGGUCCUCUGCUGUGUCAUCUCUGACAUGAACUCCUCCAAUAUCACCGUCAACCAGGAAGCCCUCAUCAGUCACAUGACCAAGGCUCACCCAGGUAUGACCAUCCCUACUCAGGACAUCCUUUACAACGCUCUGGGCUCGUUGAUCAAAGAGAGGAAGAUCUACCACACAGGAGAGGGCUAUUUCAUUGUCACUCCUCAGACCUACUUUAUCACCAACAGCCUGGUGAGAGAGAAGAGCUGGUGGACCUCAGGGUCUGGAGACAAUGAGCUGCCAUCCCCUCCCCCCAUCACCUACCUGCUCAGUAAUGACACCCUGGAGAGCCACUCACAGCCCCCUCUGGUGGCCCACUGCAAGUCCUGCAGCUGCUUUGCCCCUGCCCAGAACGUGACCAAUCCUGCCACUACAGCCACUACAGCCACCACGGUUCCUCCAUCGAUCCCCGACCAGCACUCGGUUUCUGUUUCUAUUAGCGAGUGCACAGGGAAGAGUCUAAAGUGGUCCCGGGACCACAAGCCUCAAGUCCAGCACCAGUCGACCUCGACGGCCGCAGACUACCAGGCUAGCGAGGUCAGCAAGACCACUACGGCUACCGCCGCCAGCAGCAAGGGCAAACCGGGGAGGAGGUUUGGCCUCAGCCUCUUCAGGAGGAACGGAGGGAAGAAGGAGAAAGUGAAGAAAGAAUAUGCCUCAUUCUCGGGUCAGUUCCCUCCGGAGGAGUGGCCGGUGAGAGACGAGGAGGAUCUGAACAAUCUGCCCAGAGACCUGGAGCACGCCAUCAUCAGACGCAUUAACCCUGAGCUCACUGUGGACAACCUGACACGCCACACUGUACUAAUGAAGAAACUGGGGGAGAGAGGAGGGGAGAAAGGGACGGAAACAGAAAGACGAGGGGAAAGAGGGGUGGAAAGGGAUAAGGGUUUGGACAAGGGGGACAGGGUAGACAGAGGGGACAAGGUGGUGGACAAGGGCAUGUCCACUGAGAUCCUGACCAGCUCCAAGCCCAGACAACAACACUCCUCCCGGCCCGUACUCGGAGCAGGGGCUGGGGGCAGGAGAUCUACUUCCAAGGCCUCUCGCAGCAAGAGAACGCAUUCCUCCGGGGAGAAACAGAAAGACAGGUUGAAGACUAAGGCCCCAGUGUGUGUGGAUGUGGACCCAGACAGGGAGGAGCUGGUCCCCUCUCGCCUCAGACCUGAGGUCCCUGUCCAUGAACCAGACCAUAGAGAGGAUCCAGGAGUGGUGGAGGGGAAAAGCCUCUAUAAGAAACGCAUUGACAACCCCUUUGAGGGUCAACCACCUGGGAAAGAUACAACCCCAGCCCAGACUGUGGCCCCUAGCAUGACCCACAAAGAACAGAGGAGGAGAGAGGGAAAGGAAGCGAAGGAGGGGAAAGAGAGGAAGACAUCAGGAGGAGGCAGGAGAGAACGAGUGGGACACCGCUCCAAAUCCUGGGACCCGCACAAAGCCAAAGUGACCGCUGAUGACACAGAGCAUGCUGGAAAGUCUCGUACAACCGAGGACAGGUCAUGUGACCGUCUCCACGAGAGGGGGUUCACCACCGACCCCCUCCUCCUGCACCCCUCUGAUACCAAACCCCCCAGAGAAUUACCGUCAGACUACAGCUCGGCAUACCCCCAGAGCAGCACCCUAAGGAUAGACGACAAGGUUAGAUAUCAGAGGGAGAGAAAGAACAGAGGGAGGGACAGCAGGGAGGGAGGGAAGGAGAAGGAGGGAAAGCAUAGAAUGACACAGCAAGCAGAAUAUGGCAGUACAACGGACCAUAGACACCCAGCAGUAACAACAAGCCAAACCCUAGACUCUGAUGCCAACCUCCCUAGGACCCACCUCUAUGACCCAGUCCCUGCCCAUCCGGGCGACCCGGCCGUGCCCUGGCCAAAGCCUGCUGUGCAUCGCAGGCACUCCUUCAAACACACAGACACACAGGGAGACCUAACCCACAGGCCUGACCUGCUCUCCUCUCACCAACAGGCUUUCAGUACCACCCCCAACCAGCAUGGUCUGGUACACAGCAGUGGUGGCAGUAGAGAGCACAGGACUCCAGGUCAUGAGCAUGGGGACAUUGAUGGGUUAAUGGUGGAGAGUAAUGGCUUUAUGAUAGAGAGUGAUGAGUUUAUAGAAGAUGACCACAGGCUUUACCAGAGAGCAGAGGAAGAAGAUGAGGAUGCCUGUAGUUCUCUUUAUCUGAGUGAGGAGGGAGUCAUUGACAACAGAGAGAUCUAUCAAACACGAAUGUCUCACUAUCAUGACUCUCAGUCCCUCUACCAUGAUCCUCAGACCAUAUACCAAGACACUCACUUCGACCACCAAGACCCUACUCACUACCACGACCAACCUCACUCCUCUUACCAUGAGCCCCAACCCCACUUCCCCGACCCCCAAUCUCUCCAAGGAGACUGGGAUAGCACUUAUGCGGAGGAGCACUCUUCUACCAUCCACCAAUACCCCUCUCUGUCCCCUCACAGCCCCCACGGACAGGGGAAGGAGAGGUGCGUCAGAGUGAGCCGUUCUACCCUUAGCCACCUCAGACAGACGUCACCAGGGACCCACAGUGAUCCCAGCCCCAGGCGAGGAGCCCCGAUCCUUGGGGAGCGACGGCAGGGCGACAGCCUCUCCCUGGAGGGUUUGGAGCAUGCUGGGGUGGCAGAGAGCAGCAUAUUUGACUACUGCCAGACCAGCGAGGUGGAGUCUGACGCUGAGACCCUCCAUAAGUCAGCAGACGAGGGGGACGGGGAGUCGGCUCACUGGGGUUGCAGAGUAGAGGAAGACGGGGACGAAAAGGGGGGCUGUGAGACCCUGAGGGAGAGAGGAGGCCUUCAGAGCUCAAGUAUCAGUCUGGGCAUGUCCAGUGGAGCCAGAGGGGGAAAGAUGAUGGGGGAGGCAGGGGAGAGUCAGAGCAACACGGGAGACAGCGGGAUAGACUCGCCAUGCACCCAUGUGACUCUGGCAACCAACAACACAGUGAUUCUGGAGGGUCUAAAGAGGAGAGGUUUCCUACAGAACCUGGAGAAACUGCACUCCAAGAGCUCCGCCAUGAGACCACAGAGCUCUUUGCUACAGCUCACACCAGUCAUGAACGUAUAGAAACCAUAGGCUCCCAGAUGCAUCUCAGAGGGAGGGACAAUGAGCUCCCUGACGCAGCUCCGUGUGAGGGCCCAUGAGCUUCCUGACGCAGCUCUGUGUGAGAUUCCCAUGAGUCCCCUGAUGCAGCUCCGUCUGUUCCGCCAUCAGAAAGCGUGGGAAGUAAGAAUGUGCAAUCAGAUAUGGGGUUCACAGCCGAACUUCAUGGACUUCCAGCAUGUUUGUUUCACUGCUGUAAUAAACUUACUGUGAACACCUAGCUUUUCCUCAUUGUCUAUGCUGGUUAGCUGUCCACUCCUCCCGGGAUAGUGUAUAACAGCAACUUAUGGAUGCUCAACCCAGACCUACCCCAGUGGAUGUCCUUGUAUAUUUUAUUCUUCCCCUUUCUGUAUAUAACAUUUAACAGGAAUAUCCUGAGAGACAUAUUUGGCUAGUGAAUCUGCUGCAAUGAAUGCAUGAUCAAUCAAUAGGUGGUGUGGAUGUAGGAGGUAGUACUGUGAGUUUGCAUGGUCCUUCCACUAGGCCUGAAAUUGAAUUUUCAUACCUUUCCUUGUAGCCAUGUGUAACACAAAUAUUUAUGUACCACACAAGCCACCACCUCACUGAAAGUUGUUCACACUUAAUAAGUAGCACCAUUCGCUUCGCCAUGGAACCCGUCACUCUUCCACCACCAGCACCCAGGCCUUAGCUUCUCAGCUACCAGGCUCCUUUGUAUUGAAUAGUAGUGCCUACCUACCCUUUACCCUGCAAUGACUUUGCCUUUCAUAGGAUUUCCUCUUGUAAGUAAACAAGUUCAUUGAAGUCGCUCAGUAACAGCCGAUACAAACCAGAACCUGGCAGACAGAGGUGAUAAGCUAAGUCCUGGGUGUACAUGGAGAGAAAUCCCAGCCACAUCAACAUGGCUCUGGGAGAGCUCGGGUUAGGAAUUGAGGUGGUUUAGUGUUGGGUGAUAGCGAGAUGACGUGUGUUUAACUUGUAUUUAUUUUUAUUAAAAAUUAGGUCAUUACUAAACAGUGGGACUUUUACAACUAGAAGGGACGGCUAUAAUUUUGGUUGGGAAUGAGGUAAGCAAACCUUAGACAAGGCUGCCCCCAAUUGGACACAGUAACAAAAGAAAUGGAAGCAUGUUUGAAAACUCAAAUGAGCCAAUGGUUACAGUAGUUUGUGGGGAGGCAAAAGCAUAGUCACCGACAUAAAUUUGAGAAUUUCCAAGUUAGGUGGAAAGAAGUUGUCAAGUAACAUGGAUUAAUGAAUAUUUAACUGAUCUGAAAGUCCUAGGAACUUGUCAAGCAACCCAACUUCAACAGCUCGUCUGUAAAGGGUUAUUAUAAGUUCAGGCUAGAACUUCUCUCCUUUUGAAAAGGAUAUUUUGGUUGUGUCAUCGUCCAUCUGUAUCGACUGCUCCACACAGAGACAAAUUAAACUCUGCCCCUGACCACUACAUUGUUACUGGGAGAUUUGAUUUGG
Messenger RNA from Oncorhynchus keta (chum salmon), 5153 nucleotides. Its product is annotated as storkhead-box protein 1-like. The record is from RefSeq and is a predicted model, not a curated record. Lineage: Eukaryota; Metazoa; Chordata; Actinopteri; Salmoniformes; Salmonidae. Gene Ontology annotation, biological process: positive regulation of transcription by RNA polymerase II. Gene Ontology annotation, cellular component: cytoplasm; nucleus. Gene Ontology annotation, molecular function: RNA polymerase II transcription regulatory region sequence-specific DNA binding; DNA-binding transcription activator activity, RNA polymerase II-specific. The transcript is spliced from 4 exons. The coding region runs from base 201 to 3689 and encodes 1162 amino acids.